Molecule: messenger RNA, 247 nt
Organism: Funneliformis mosseae
Lineage: Eukaryota; Fungi; Glomeromycota; Glomeromycetes; Glomerales; Glomeraceae
Source: the annotation of a GenBank genome assembly
AGAAAGCAUUGAAAUUAUUACAAAAAAUGGAGCUAAGGUUGCUGGAGUUAUUGUGGCCGUGGAUAGACAAGAGAGAGGUACUGGUGAAAAAUCCGCCGUACAACAAAUUGAAGAAACGUAUGGUGUUCCUGUUAAAUCGAUCGUUAAUUUGGAACAAAUAAUUAAAUAUUUUAAAGAAAAAGAAGGUUGUGAUGAGCAUUUAACAAAAAUGGAAGAAUAUAAGGCCUUAUAUGGAAUUAAUUCCUGA